Colletotrichum godetiae is the source of this 816-nucleotide messenger RNA. RefSeq lists its product as uncharacterized. Bases 1 to 816 code for a protein of 271 amino acids. Gene Ontology annotation, biological process: regulation of signal transduction. NCBI's taxonomy places the organism in Eukaryota, Fungi, Ascomycota, Sordariomycetes, Glomerellales, Glomerellaceae. The record is from RefSeq and is a predicted model, not a curated record. Gene Ontology annotation, molecular function: protein phosphatase inhibitor activity. The transcript has 2 exons.
AUGGCCGCCAUCGUCGAACGCAGCCCCCCUACGCAUUCCCCUCCUGGUCCCCAUCCCAAGCGACCCAGAGGUAUUCUCAAGAAUUCGUACCAAAAGUCGCCCCCGACAUCACCCGGCGAAGCCGACCUCACCGAGAAGGAGCUCACCCUCGUCAACACCCAAUACAACGCUGGCCACCGCCGUUCCUCUUCUGCCGCACGUCCCUCGGGCUCCCGCCGUCAAUCCAGCCGAACCCCCUCCCAGCAGGGUGACGACGACGAGCAAGAUCUCGAGUCAUCCCAGCGCCUCAAGUGGGACGAGGCCAACCUCUACCUGACCGAGCAGGAGCGCACGUCAACUAUGAAGAUUGACGAGCCCAAGACUCCCUAUGCGAAGCACUACGAUCCCACCGAGGACCCCUCGGACGACGAGGAAAUGUCGGAAGACCCCAACGUUGAGAGGAAGCCUCGCACAGCUCGUGCUGGUCCUGGCGUGGAGGAUGAUAUCCCUAUCAUGUCGCUUGGCGAGCCGGAAGAGGCGGUCCCGGAAAGCGAGUCGUCCAAGGAAAAAGCCCUCAAGGCCGUCCACGUCGACGAGAACGCCAGUGCUCACGGCGACGAUGAUGAGCUGGCCGGCCUUUCGCCCGAGGAGCGGGAGAAGCACCGUCGUUUCGAGGAGUUGCGCAAGAAGCACUACGAAAUGAAGGAUGUGGCCCACUUGUUGGGCCACCCCGAAGAACUGGAGGAAGAAGAUGACGAAGAGCGCGCCGCCCGCGCCGGGCCGCCUCCCGUCCCUGCUCUUCCCCGGCCGAGUGAGGCCACCAAUGGCCAGGCCUGA